Nasonia vitripennis (jewel wasp) is the source of this 11159-nucleotide messenger RNA. Its product is annotated as nuclear pore complex protein Nup153. The record is from RefSeq and is a predicted model, not a curated record. The coding region runs from base 470 to 8668 and encodes 2732 amino acids. The transcript has 34 exons. Gene Ontology annotation, biological process: intracellular signal transduction; adenylate cyclase-activating G protein-coupled receptor signaling pathway; cAMP biosynthetic process. NCBI's taxonomy places the organism in Eukaryota, Metazoa, Arthropoda, Insecta, Hymenoptera, Pteromalidae. Gene Ontology annotation, molecular function: adenylate cyclase activity.
UAGUUCAAGUACUGUAGGUAGUGUAUAAAUCGGUGACAAUAGUCGUCGUGUACAUUGAUAAUGUUCCAAAGUAAUAGUUUUGCCUUGUUUCAAUCGAAAGUCGAAAUAGUGUAUUGUAUAUUGUGAAUUGUUGAGGUGAUUAAUCAAGAUCGAUCCAUAUUCAGUGUGAUAUAGUUGAAAUUUAUUUCAAACCUGCGCUUAUCUUCUGUCUGGAAUAGAAUAAUAAGCAAAAGAAUUGAAUAAGUGGAACGCACUCACCGCAGUAUGGCAUUAAAAAUGCGAAAACCAACAGUAUUAUAUUCAAAUUCGAGCGUCGCCUUCGAUAUAGACAGAAUAGCUACAUAAGUUGGCGAAAAUGAAGUAAUAAUCAACGAGAAAUGAGUUUAGAAAGUAACAUCUGGAAACGUUCUUUCGCGUGAAAAAAAAACCAUCAAUCUCAAAUGUGCGAUUAUAACCUUUAUUGCACCCUAUGACUGUGUUAACUUUCAACAUGGAUGUCGAAUUAGUGGCAAGAAACUCGUUAUCUUCACUGCAAAGAAACGCGGACGAAAGCUUCAUCGUUUCUCCUGAUAAUUUGGAGGAUUGGACAUGGUCGAAUUUGAGGAAAGAAUUCAGGGAGCAAAGCCUCGAGAGGCUGUACUUGAUUUAUCGUACAAGACUGGAAAAUGGUUACAUGUCACUUUUCGUUUUACUGCAACUGCUUCUUGGAAUAGUGCAUUGCAUCGUUUUAGUUUCAACGCUGGAAAUCAAAGACGUUGUAGCGGAUUUGAUAGCGUGUGGCGUCGUCAAUGCGUUACUUUUUCCAAUAAUAGCUCUCUCUUUUCGUACGGAAUUAGUCGCCAAAAAGUCGUAUCUGCCAGUUUACUUUUCAUGCCUGAUAAUUUUUCUACUAGUUAUAGGCGACUUGUCGAUAGCUAUUUAUUACACUUCGAAGAGCAGCAAUGAAAGCUUGUCUUUCAGGCCAGUCUAUGCGACGCAUACGCUUCUGGUGUGCUAUAUAUUUUUACCAUUAGCGAGCAAUCUUCAUGCCUUCAUUCUUGGAGUCACAGCGUCGUUUUGCUACAUCGCUAGUCUUUUACUCGUUACGUACAGAAAUGAACCUGAUAUUGGUACAAAGAUAUCAUCAGAUGUGAUAUAUCAUACAUGUGUAAAUUGCUUAGGGCUUUACUUUCGUUUUAUGAACGAAAUUAUGACAAGACGAUCAUUUUUGGAUCGAAGAAAAUGCGUGGAAUCAACCCUUAGACUAAAUUAUGAGAAGGAUCAAGAGGAACAAUUAACUAGAAGUAUUUUACCACCGCAUUUCGCUGCCAAGAUAAAGAAAAAUUUUCGCGACAUAUGCAAGUUCAUAGAAGAACACAAGAGACCACCAUUUCACCAAGGAAGAACCGCGUCGCCGAUCUCUAAAGAUUUAUAUGUCGAAACUCACGAAAACGUCAGCAUCCUCUAUGCAGACGUAGUUAAUUUUUCCGGCUUGACGGUUACCUUACCCGUUAAAAAAUUGGUCGAAACGCUCAAUGAUCUCUUCGGCAGUUUCGACGAAGCGUCCGAACGGCACAAUGUCCUCAGGAUCAAGUUUUUGGGCGACUGUUACUACUGCGUCAGUGGCGUGCCUAUUCCGAAUUCACAACACGCCAAGAGCUGCGUCGACUUAGGCCUGGAUAUGAUAAACAUAAUAAAUGCAGUUCGCGCAAGAGUGCAGAGAGAAAGUGGCGUCGACGUGAACAUGCGAAUCGGUGUUCAUUCUGGGAAGAUAAUUUCGGGGAUUUUGGGAACCAACAAGUGGCAGUACGACGUUUGGUCGCGAGACGUUAUCAUAGCCAAUAAAAUGGAACAAACCGGCGAAGCAGGAAAGGUUCAUGUUACCCAGCAAACCCUCGAUCUUCUGGACGUUAACUCGUACAAUUGCAGCCCGGUGACGAAAUUGAAUGAUGCUGUUCUCGAGAAGUAUGGCAUAUUUCAGAGUUACCUCAUCUCGCCCGUCAUUUACGAAAGAUCUUCGUCACAAAGUAAUAACGUUCGGUGUACCUUUGUAAGAACAGAAAGUAUUCCCUCAGUAUCGUCGAAUAAGAAUAAUCAUGUAAACGGAAGUCACGUUGACGUGUACGCCUGUAGUUUUCGGAGGCGAACUCAUUUUAUGGAUUCGUGUCUUCGUGACUAUCAUCUCAUGCUAAAAGCAGCAGAUGCGGAAAUGGAAAAAGCUAUUGAACAAAUGCCUCUUAGUAAGUGGGAGCAGUGGACCAAAUGGGAAAACAUCAAUCCUUUAUGUUUAACGUUCUCGCAAUGGAGCUGGGAAGUGCCGUAUCUGAGAGAACCGGAUCCUCUUUUCAAAUUCUACGUCGUGUGCUCAACGCUUGUACUACUGUUUGCAGGGUGUAUUCUAUUUAUACCGCUAACUAUCACGGAUUAUUACACUAGCUGGGAUCUAGUAAACAAGACGGUGAUAAUUUAUAUAAUAGCUUUAAUAUUUCUCAUUUUCCUUCUACCUGUCACAUGGACUCAAUUUAUAUGGAGUCGCUACAAAAAGUACCACGACGAUAGUGAGCAUAGUACUCACCAAGCACCACGAAACAGAAUACUCAACUUUUUCUAUUGGUCCAGUAUAAAGAUCGUGUGGAAUGAAGUUCUUAGAAUAGCUCUCUACAUAGUUAUUACGAUGAUAACAGCUAUGACAACUGUUUUCAAUUUAAUGCUGGAAUGCAAGUACGAAAUAUCACACGAAGAAACUAACAUUACAUCGAGCAUUGCGGAAAACGAAAGUAUCAUGAAACACAAGUGUAUUUCGACGCCAUGGCAAUUGACCGAAACUUGCGCUCUGGCUAUAUUAACGACUUUCCUAUUUCUAAGAAUCCAUUUCGUUCUCAAACUUUUUGCCGCAAUAUCAAUGGCAUCGUUUUACGGAUGGGUCGUCUGGAGCUAUCAAGCUUCAAUGUUCAAGUCACACGGCGAAACCUGGAAUCCUCAUCUUCCAACUCAACUUGCGCAUACUCUGACUGUUGCGUAUCUGACGUUUUCUUUACACCUUAUUGAUCGCCAGGCAGAAUACCUCAAUAGGCUUGAUUACCAGUGGAAACGUCAAUUGACGAAGGAACAAGAUGAAGCGUUUCACACUAGAAACGCUAAUAAAUUGUUGCUGCGUAACAUCCUCCCGGAGCACGUAGCCGAUUUUUAUCUGAACAUGGAUAGAGCGGACGAGCAUACGCUCUACCACGAAGCUCACGAUAACGUAGCAGUUAUGUUUGCAACUUUAACCGAUUUAUCGAUCGACGAAAGCAACAUACUGGUCGAUUUCAAUCAAAUAAUUUGUCACUUCGAUAAACUACUGUUCGAGUCCAAUUACGUUUGCCGGAUAGAGAAAAUUAAACUUGCAGGAACUACCUACAUGGCAGCUUGUGGAUUGGAAGUAUCGAGACGACAUUCAACCCAGAGCAGCAGCAGUACAUCCGAAUCGGAUGUUAAAUACAACGUCGUACGAGUCAUGGUUCAAUUCGCUGCCGAGAUGAUGUAUGUUCUCGAAAGUAUCAAAAUGCAAACGACGCGACCAUACAAAUUAAGAAUAGGCAUAGCACACGGCGAGGUAACUGCGGGAGUCGUGGGUGCGCAAAAACCUCUUUACGAUAUUUGGGGCGAUGCUGUUAAUAUGGCUUCGAGAAUGGAUACAACAGGUGAAGUGGGGAAAAUUCAGGUGACAACGGAAACUGCCGAAGUUUUAAAAGACGAGGGCAUUAGGUGUCAUCUUCGUGGCGAUACGUGGGUAAAACCUAAAGGAUAUGUAACUACUUAUUUCGUUGGACUCAACGAAGAUAAAGAAUUAGAAAAUAUAUACGACCAAGAAACUGAGUUAACCAUGGCUAAGGACAACAACGAGGCCGAUAGGAUCAACAAUCAUCUAUCCACGCCCUCCACCUCGUCCUCGGGUAACCAGAGCCAGCGCAACGCCAGGUCGAAACCCUACGAUGCCAACAACUCUUUCGUCAAAAAAGUCGCGACGAAAGUGACAGAUCUGAUACCACAGCCAUCCUGGAUCAGUAAGUGGUUCAACAAUUCGCAAGAUGAAGCUGGACUGCAGGCCACGGAAACUGAUAAUCCCCAGUACAAGGCAUACGAGGAGAAGCUGACGCAGCCACCACCGCUGAAGCGACCUUGUAUACGCAUGGAUGUGACGCACCCUCCUGGCACAUUUACCAUAAAGCCCAGCAGGAGCAGAAGUGCUGCUGGAGAUGCGGACUCAUCUAAAGCACACUUCUCCAACCACAAUGAUACUACCCAAGAUUUUUUAGAACCAACUGGUCCUGGAAGGCUGCCUCGUUUUGUAGCAUCCACUCCAGCAUUUCCAGCAGCUUCUGGUAGUAGCAAAGUCUCGGAUACACGACCAACUCUCAACUUGCUCAUUUCCGAGCAGGGUAAUAAUGGAGCUGCCAAUGGAGUGGAUGACAACUCGGAAACAAGUGAAAGCACAAGUGGAUGCAGUUCAUUGAUCCCACAAAACAACAGGCAAGAAGCACCAACCACAAGUUUUAGUUCACCAUUUGGGAAAAAACGGAGAUACGUCGAUAAUAAACUCGAUUUCACAAGCCACUUGCAAUCACCCAGAUCUCUUUUCUUAGACAGCAGUACCAGAGAAUCUUUGAGCAGUAGGCAACCAAGUUUUAAUCCUAUGAUGGUGACCAAUACAUUAGACAGAUCCGCGUCAUUACAGUCUCCAUUUUAUCCUGGUAAUACAAUGUUUGGAGGAUCAAAUGCAGCAAAUUUAUACAGGAGAGGUAACAGCCUUCUAGCUGAAGCAUCACAGUACCAAGUGAGCGCGCCUAAACGCGCAAGCGUGCAGGUGAAUCCCUCGAAUGAAUCAACAACUAGUGAUACUACUGGUAUGAGCCAAACGGCUCGCCGCAUACUCGAGGCUCUCGAGCAGUUCUCGUCACCACUGACUGACGCCAAGAAAAUUCCUGUGCGCAGCAUGAUGAGCGGAAAUGCUUCUAGCAUCGGCAACAAUACUACUCUUACCUCCUCGCCUACGUCAAGUCGAAAACGAAUGCGCGAAGACGACACGGCAUCGCCCAGAGUCGGCUUAAGGCAUUUGACGCGCGAGCUGACCGUUCCUACGGUGCCCGAUAUCCUCAAAAUUCGCAGAAGGCAGAAACUGCAAAAUUCGACGGUCAAUGCCAGAAAAAUAAUGAGUGCGAGAAGUGCUCCUGCCACUGUUACAACUCAAGAAUAUCACAUAAGAACGCAAGAUGAUGCAGAAUCCAAGCGGAAAGCCCCUCUCAAAGCUAAGAAGAAAACGAACUUGGAAGAAGAGGAAACUGUGGAAGCUGUUAAUCUACCCACGAUUGCUUUACCGAUCUCGAAUCUUCCACGUUUUGACAUCUCCUUGCCUCCAUAUCCGAAACCAGACGCUUCAUUCAAUAAACAAACUCAGCAACAAUCGAAACAGCAAACAGAUAAAAGCAAUGCGUUUAAAUUCGCAAGCCCAAUCAAGCUGGCAGAUGGUGCAAAAAAUCUUGAGUCGAUCAAUAACUUCACGUUCAGUAAACCAAUAUCUCCAAGUAAGGUAAACUUUGCAGAAAUGAACGACUCUUACGAACUUUCGAAAACGUUAAGUGUAGGAUCGAAUGAUUCAUUGACGUCUCAACCAUCGUUCCCAAAUUUCAUUUGGUCUGGACCAUCGCAGACAUUAAAAGCCAAAAAAAAAGAGAAUCAACCAAAAACACCAUCUGUAGCUAAUGAGUUGAAGUCGGGUAGUGUAAUGGACUUCUUUGCAAAGCAGUCCGCUACGACGAGUAGUGCAGAACAGUCAGAUGUGUGGGAGUGUAACGAAUGUUUGAUAAAAAAUAAUGGAAACGAGACACAUUGCGUAGCUUGCAAAAAUACUAAGCACGAUACUUCAGACGAUAUUGAAAUUCUGGAAUGUCCAAGCGAAGACCCGCAAUCCUUGGAAGAAAACACACUCAUCAAGAGUAGUACUGCGGUAUCAAGCAGUCUACAUUCUAAAACACACAAUACUUUGGAUAAGCUUAACUCCAGCUCACAAGCUUCGAUUAUCAAUACAUCAACGUCCACUGAACUAACAAUCAGCACUUUGAGUAAACCGUUUUCAACUAACACAAAUGAAUCUCUAAAUUCUUCAAGUACGUCGCAGUUGAAUGUCUUCAAACCAGUCAAAGCCUCGUGGGAGUGUCCGUGUUGCAUGGUACACAAUGCAGAUACUGUGUCAACUUGCCCUUGUUGUAACACUGCCAAGCCUGGCAGCAUAAAUGUCAGUCCCAAACGCAAGAUUGAGAGCUCCGCUCCAGUUGCAACUAAAUUAACAUCGGGCUUUGGAGACAAGUUCAAAAAGCCUGAAGGAUCCUGGUCUUGCGACGUCUGUAUGAUACAAAAUAAAUCGGAUGCUAGCAAAUGCGUUGCGUGUGAAACUCCUCGACCUGGUUUGGCAAAGAACAACGCCAGCAGUACCAGUCUGAGCAGCGGCACAGGCACAAGUUUGUCGAGCGGUUUUGGUGACAAGUUCAAAAAACCGGAAGGCUCGUGGACUUGUGAUACAUGCAUGAUUUCGAACAAAUCUGACGUAAAUAAAUGCGUUGCGUGCGAAACACCCCGAGCGGGAGCAACUACAGAUUCAGCUCCUCCAAAGUCUAGCUCUAAGUUACAGUUUAACGUUGACAUGCCGGCAAAUGCGGGCAGUUUCAAAUUCGGUAUCGACAAAGCCGAUAAUGCGACCAACUUACCGACUACUACACCUAAAACCAACGGCUUUACUUUUGGCGCACCUACCUCGACUUCGCAAACUACUUCUGGAGGAUUCAGCUUUGGUAUUCCAAGUGACGCCAAUAAAAGCAAAGAACCUGAAACCUCAAAGGCUCCUUCAUUUGGAUUUAAGAGUGACACAGUAGCGACUACAGCGACUUUCCAGUUUGGAGCAAAACCAGUUGAAACGAAAGAUAAAAACGAAAAAACUCCAGCGACUACUGCAAUCUUCCAAUUUGGUGCUGGAGCAGCAGCUGACGCAAAAGAUAAGAAAGAAGCGAAUUCUACGUCUGCGGCUACAUUUUCUUUCGGAGCACCAGCCAAGUCUGACGCUGUAUCAAAAGCACCGAGCGCUGCAUUUGUCUUUGGGGCGCCGGCGUCAGAGAAUAAAGACGAAAAGAAAACCGUCCCAGCACCUACUGGAGGUCUUUUUACUUUUGGAGCUCAAGCAGCUUCUCCAACUCAGACUGCUAAAGAUUCAACUGCCGAUAAGACUGCAAAGUCAACGACUGACACGCCAGCCAAUAACUUUUUGUUUGGUUCUCCGAAACCCUGCACAAGUGAUGCUCCUAAAGUAGAAGACAAAAAGUCGGAAACCGUUUCAAAACUGGAACCAUCCAAAAGUACACUGUUCGGUGCGUCAAUCGAACAAUCCAAGCCCGCAGCGCCAACAUUUUCUUUCGGGUCUUCUGCGACGACAGUAGCAACAACAAGUGCCUCGUUAUUUAGUUUUGGUGCUCAGCCCAAAACUACUGAUUCUACGACCUCGAACACUACAACAUCUCUGCCUGCGUUUGGUUCGGCUGGUGCUCCUAAACCUACAUUCUCGUUUGGAAAGCCUGCUGAAUCAACAGGAAUGGCUGCUACUCAACAAGAAAAUAAGCCACCAGCAAUGUUCGGCACUGCGAUUGCAAGUCCAAGCUUCGGAGGCCAGGCAAAUCAAACGACACCAUCUCUUUUUGGAAGUCCAGUACCAACUACGAAUGCAAACGAAACCAAGCCCUUGAUGUUUGGCGGUCAAGAAAAGAAAAAUGCAUCAGGUUUCGGUGAGCCUGAUAAUAAAGUUCCAAGUUUCGGUUCGACAACAACAACCAAGUCAGAAACAAGUGGCUUUGGCACAGCAUCUCCAGCUCCAUCGGCGUUUGGAACACCUACAACUGCAACGAGCGCAGCUGCCUCACCUUUCGGAACAACGCCAAGUUUAUUCGGAAACGGUGCUGCACCUAACUUCUCGGCAACACCGACUCCCAAUAUAUUUUCAGCUACAACAAAGUCAUCCGAAACUGCACCAUCAUCAUCAGGUUUGUUUUCCUUUGGCCAGUCGUCACAAGCAACUACCCCAGCUACUGGCGGAUUCAAUUUUUCAGCGGGUUCCAAUACUACAUCCAAUAAUGAUCAGCAAAAGAACAUAUUUAGCUUUGGUGCUUCGAGCAAUAAUCCACAACAGCAAGUUGGAAACGGUUUUAAUGGUGGUAGCUUCAGCGGCGCUUCGGCUGCACCAACAGCCAACUUUACGUUCAAUCCGCCCCCGAAGCCUGAUGCAAGUGCUACACCUGGCCUCUUUGGACAAGCUGCUGCUGCUGCGGCUAGCACUACGCCGAUGUUUAACGCACCCAGUAACGCGACAAGUCAACCGACGGGACUUCCACCCGCCUAUCCAGGUACCACCAGUUCUACUCCAGCUGCAUCUGGUGGUUUUAACUUCGGUAACACAAAUGUACCCAACAGCUUUAGCUUCGGAAGUUCGCCAGCGCCGUCUACAGGUGGUUUUAAUUUUAAUGCUCCAAGCACGCCUGCAGCUGCGCCGGCUUUUGAUCCUAACGCUCAGCCAACGUUUAACUUCACAGCCGGCAGUGCACCGACAGCAUUCAAUGCUCCGCCUGCGAGGAAAAUUAAAAAAGCAGUUAGAAGAAUGCCCAGGCAGUAGAUCCGAGGAUAUCUUUCAUUGUGUGUAAACAUUAUGCAACACGCUUCAUUCGUAAUACGUGCGUAAAUGUGAAUAUAAACUAUGGAUUAAGAAACUCAGUGCUUGUCGGUGACAACGAGAAAGGAAAAAUCAGGAGAAGUGGCACUUUGAACGGCCAUGGACAAAACAAUGAUUUAGUUUUUCUUUUUUAAUUAUUCGCUGGAUGUGAAAGUAAUGUGUGAGAAAAUGAAGGAGAAAAGUAUGUUAAUUCGCGUGUCCACUUAAGAACGAAAUUAUCAUGUGCAAAACUGGUGAAAAUUUAUGAUUUGUAAAUUAUUUACUUGAUCAUAUUAAAAGCAGAGGAUAAGAAGGAAAUUAGAAAAUCACGAAACGUAAUAUUCAAAAACAAGUUGAUUAAUUAUUAACGAAUUAGCGUCAAUUCGGUUCCGUAGGUAAGUAUCUAAUAGGCUAUUCUGUUCAAUUCGUGACGACGUUUCUAACAUACACCUGAUAAAAAUAUAUACAUGGAAACUAUUAACGGAAAUUCUUUCUCUCUUAUCAUUUCUCAAUAUGCUUAACUCUAACUACUAAUCUGUGAUCGCAGUAUAGUUCUGCGUUUUUUGAUCGGAUAUUGUCUAGUAGCGGUCGUAAACAGCAAAGAAAGAUAUAAAUAUAAUAAAAAUAAAAAGAGGCGAGAAAUUGCGAAAAUGUCUUGCAUAUUUGCGAAAAAAGAUUUGUAUACUAGAGUUUUUUGGAUAAACGAUAUCGUUUUUUACAUUUUAAAGAUAAACAUCAGCAGUAAACAGCUUGCAGCUCGAAAAAUAUUGUUAAUGAGAUGAGCAAUCUCUUUUUCAACAAAAGUUAAACGAACUGACAUUCACUAUGACGACGAUUAUAUAUAUAUACGCGAGGAUUUAUCCAAUUUUACUUAGUCUUCUUUGAAAUAUAUAAAAAUAAAAGUUCUAACGUUAUAUUUUAGAUAGGAUUCCGUUGGUCGGUACUACGAACGUCAUUUAUCGUAGCACUUUCCACCUGCAAAACUGUAAUAUAUAUAUAUGAGGUAAAAACGAAAAAGUAUGCAUGUGUAGAAGAGAAUGAAAAGAAAGUAGAAAGCGAAAGAGAAAUUAAUAAAUGUAAAAGUAAAAAUGGCAUUCGGAUUAGUACAAAGCUACGAUUACAAAAAUAUUUCCAAAAUGUAAUCGAAAUUGUAUAUUUUUUUUAUACGAAAUACCAGAAUGAAAAUAAUCUUGUAAUAAAUGACUGAAUGCCAUUUUCCUAGUUUAAUAUAUAUAUAAAUAUGCGUUAAAUACAAUUAAGGUAACUCGUAGAUAGUGCUAAGUGUUUUAUUAUCAGAAUGGAUGACCAUAAAAAAUAGUGUGAAGAAAACUGAAAAUGUGAAUGAGAAAGCGGACAAGAGAAUUAUUUAGCGAUUCAUUAUAAUUUCAUCGGGACUUCUAAAAAAAUGUACAGUUAUAGCUAACAAUUGUUAUAUUAUUAAAUAAACUUGUAUAAAAUUAUCUUUUCUUAUUUUAUGAAUAAAUGAAUCGUGUAAAACAGGGCAAAUUAUGUUUUUAAAAUGAAAAGCGCACAUAAAUUUUUAGAAGUCCCAGAUAUAAAAAGACAAGUAGUUAGCUAACGUGCAAAUAAAGUGUCGAUACGUGGCUAAUAUUUAGUUGCGUACUUCUUAUGCGGCACGUAAAUAGAAGAAGGAAACUGCAAGCUUAGUUGUAUCACUAUUAUUUUUUCCUUUUAAGCUAAAGACUUUGUUUUAAAUCUUUGUAGAAUUUAAAUCAAAGUCUCUUGUGUAAAUAAAUUAUGUGUUUAAAGAUUCAAGAAGAAAACGAACUCUGUUUUGUUUUAAGUUUGUCAAAGGUAGAGCAUUAAAAUUUAUUUUCAAUAAAAAUGUCUUCCUAGAAGGGCAAAAAUCCUCUUUCGUGAUCUAAAAGAACGCUGUUAUGAUGAACUUCAAAUUACUUAUUACAUUCGCGUAAUUUUUUUGACUCUAAAUGGACAAACACCUUCAUGACCUAAUUUAACAUAUAUAAAUGGGUAAUGUAAAACAAUAUUUCAGACUACGAUAUGUUGAUUGCAUUGUUGAUCCACAUUUCUGUUAUACAAAAAUAUAUAUGUAAAUGUAUAAAUGAUUUGACUUUCGAGCACCUCACCUCGUAAUAUGAUUUUUUUAAAUAAAAAAAAUUCAUAGCUAAAAUCAACGGAACAAAAAAAAAACUAAUAUACAAAUACUGGCAUUAAAUGUUCCAAUCUUCCGAAUUUUGAUUCGAUGUGUAUACGUAAAUACUGAAGUAUCAAAUGAAAACAAUACCGCAGACGUUUAUUUUACUUUUUGUAAUAACCUGUUAAUUAUUGUAAUCUGCAAAGAGCGUGCCAUCAUAUUAACGGCGCAAUUAUUCGAUACAGUUGAAAGGAAAGAGAGAAAAACACGAUAUAACGGAUUUGGAUUCGUUGUGUAAUUUGUAAAACUAUAAAUAAACAUGUAAGAAUCUAUCAUCAA